Messenger RNA from Diachasmimorpha longicaudata, 1365 nucleotides. RefSeq lists its product as uncharacterized. The record is from RefSeq and is a predicted model, not a curated record. The transcript is spliced from 4 exons. The coding region runs from base 335 to 1141 and encodes 268 amino acids. Lineage: Eukaryota; Metazoa; Arthropoda; Insecta; Hymenoptera; Braconidae. Gene Ontology annotation, molecular function: protein binding.
UUUUGUCCCGGAUAAGGCGAAACCGCGAACCAGAUGCUACUGUUGACGAAUUUAAUUCAAACUCCGGAGAAAAGAGGGGAAACUGGGGGAUGGAGGAAAUGGGCUGUUUACCCUUGGACCUUCGGCGGCGGUUUGCAGUAAAUCUUUAACGUUUGACCCCUGAGACCGUUCAAAUAAUAUUCCAGUCGAACAGCAUCCUCAUUUUACCUCCGUCUCUCCUCAAAUUAGGAUCGCCCCUAAAAACAUUUCUGUGGAGUGAGUUAAGUCAGGUUCCAGAGAGCUUCAGUGGAAUUUCGUUUGAUAGCAGCUUGGAACAAGAUAUUCUUCUGCAAUAAUGAAUAUGCUAAGGACGCGAAACAUCCGGGAAGUUUCCCCCCAGGAAGUGGCGGAUAUUCAGCCAGUGCAGGAGGACCUGACAGCUCGGCUGCCCAUUGAGUGUUUGGACCACAUAUUCAAGAUGCUUGGAACCAAGGAAAAGUUGAUUGCUACCAGAGUUUGCAAAAGGUGGGACGCCAUCGUUACCAGCCGGAGCUGGCCCGAGGAUGGAAACACAUUGAACCUCGAAUCGUACCCCACGCACACAUGGCAAACAAUCGCCCAUGCCCGGGGACGGUUCACGAGCUUUCUCACUGUUGACUGCUCAGAAGAUGUCAUCUUAGUCACCGAAAUUAUGCACAAACACUUUCAUCAGCUGGAGAGCCUGACCAUCAUCUUCUCGGAGCGAUCCAUUCCCUCCACAUACACCAAUGAGUGCUUCAAGAACUUCCAGAAGAUCUGUGCGGAUAAUGUAAAGCUCAGGAGCCUACACAUAAAAGCCGACCAUUUGAGCCUGAUUGAGGCUAUUGUUCAUUACCUCCCAUUAAAUCUUCCGAGCGUCCGUUUGUCAUAUCAAUGCAAGCAAAUGGCCCAGCAGGCCUUGCAAAUUGACCUUUCACUAUUGGAGGAGCUGAAGAGUUCCGCGACGUUGGAACGUGAAAAGACACAGCCGACCUUUUUAAGCUUGAAGUGGAAAAUACUUGGGCUUGUUCAACAUAUCACUCUCGGACCCUUCCCCAACCUCAGGAAACUCAUGACAUGUGGCAACAAUUAUGAAUAUGACCUACCGAUUAGUAGGUUAAGUUAUCCUAAUCUGAGAGUAUGAUAGGGGGAAGGAUUAUCCAAAGGAGUUGAAUAAAUGCACAAUUAAAUGAGUACCUUAGUAAUAAUGAAUAAGAUAACAUAAAAUAACUUAAUCAUAAAUUUCUAAGAAGUUGAAUAAAUAGAUAAUUGACUGAGUACCUUAGUAAUAAUGCAUAAGAUGACAUAAAAUAACUAAAUCAUAAUUUUUUAAUAAUUAGUUAAUUGUUAUAUUUAGAUUAAAGAUUU